UUGAUAAAGCCUCAUAUAAAUGAAUGACAAUGUGUGGCAAUCCAUAUCCCUCCUCCCUAAAGUACGGGCUUGUUGUUUUUAUUACGUAUGUUUUUUAAUACUGUUUUCAUUUAAAAUUUCGAUUUCGAAAAGAGGUUUUAGUAGUUACGCAGCGAUAUACCUUAAACGAGAAAAGGUCACAGUUAUUUUGUUAAUACUAACUAAUCGGUAAAAAACAAAUGGAGGACGAACAAUUUCAACAGUUAAUUGACGCCAUAAACAUUGCAGUUAAAGAAAAUUAUGAUAAAACAGCUGCAUUGUCUGUACAAAACUACUUUCAGCCAAAAAAAAGUUUCGCCAACUGCCGUUCCUCAUUCGAAGGCACAUGUGACAAGAAAUAUGUUGAAGAAUUCUUAAUAUCAAUCGAACUUUUUAAGUCAGUUGAACAAAUCACUGAUGAAGACGCAUUGCAUGGUAUUUGUUUCCUAUUUCGCGGACUUGCAGCCACUUGGUGGAAAGGUAUCAAAAAGGAGGCAAAGACCUGGAAUGAAGCUAUCGAACUUAUUCGGAACAAUUUCGCUCCAACCAAACCAAAUUACCAAAUAUAUAUGGACAUUUUUCAGACCAGCCAAGGUGCUUAUACUACUAUAGACAAUUUUGUCUGUGAAAAACUUUCUUUUUUAGCACAAUUACCUAAAAACUGUCAUCAUACCCUAGAAACUGAAAUUGAUUUUAUUUAUGGAUUGUUACAUGUAAAUUAUAAGAAGAACAUAGCACGUGAAGAUGUUAAGACAUUUCGAGAUCUCCUAGAAAAGGGCCGAGCAAUUGAAGAUAUAAAUAAUGAAUUGAAAGAUCCGUGUACUAAAUGUCAUUUAAGUGGGCAUACAAUGAAAAGCUGUCACAAAAUAUAUUCGGAUGAGAACGAUAGUGAUAUAUUUACUGUCUACGAAUAAUAAAAACAGUUUUUAAAGAAAAAAGAACUGGGUAGUUUGCUUUUGCAAUUUA
This is a messenger RNA of Eupeodes corollae, 984 nucleotides long. RefSeq names its product activity-regulated cytoskeleton associated protein 2-like. The transcript has a single exon. NCBI's taxonomy places the organism in Eukaryota, Metazoa, Arthropoda, Insecta, Diptera, Syrphidae. Bases 219 to 932 code for a protein of 237 amino acids. The record is from RefSeq and is a predicted model, not a curated record.